This is a messenger RNA of Esox lucius (northern pike), 3049 nucleotides long. RefSeq names its product interleukin 12 receptor, beta 2a, like (gene il12rb2l). The transcript has 18 exons. Gene Ontology annotation, cellular component: external side of plasma membrane. The coding region runs from base 322 to 2388 and encodes 688 amino acids. The record is from RefSeq and is a predicted model, not a curated record. Gene Ontology annotation, molecular function: protein binding; cytokine receptor activity. NCBI's taxonomy places the organism in Eukaryota, Metazoa, Chordata, Actinopteri, Esociformes, Esocidae. Gene Ontology annotation, biological process: cytokine-mediated signaling pathway.
UUUCUUCUUAGAAAUUCCCCAGUCCCUUUCAGUCCAAUUGCACUUAUCUUAGAGGCGAGAGCGUGGUUCCUAUGAAAUAUAGUUAUACACUUCCAAUCAAGUUUUUGACAUGCCUUUCCCCUGUCAAGCGCUUGGAUCCACUUAAGGAAUUUGCGAGGGCGCCGGGAAAGAAACACUUAACAAGGAAGGCAGCCAAUGAUGUGCGACAUUCCCAGUAUGUAUAGCCAGAAACACCCGAAUUAGCGUUCGUGGGACAAGUUUGGCCCAAGACCACGUUUGCUGCUGCCAAAAGUGUUUUUCAUAGGUUCAUGGUUGUGAGUAAUGGCAUGGACUGGAGUUUCAUGCCUCCUGAUGCUCCUACUACACACUGGCUUACCUAAACCUGGCAAUCCGCCUCCUCCCUCAACUCCUCAGUGUUACAUCCCCUAUGCUACACUGGUGGAUAUACUAUGUUCCUGGGACCCUGGUUCAGACCCACAGAUUCCCACCUCCUACACUAUGUACUGGCAGUCAGGCGAUUGGACUGACUCAGUGGAGGGAACCAACGUGAGUGGUGUAAUCCCUCGUGACCGGUACUCCAAGUACAGUGACCUGGAGGUGUGGGUUAAAGCUGUCAAUAAGCUGGGCAAUGUCACGUCUGAAAAGGCUUCCUUUAACACCGGUGACAUCAUGAAGCCACCCGCCCCUGAAAUAUUUAAACAUUCCCACCAGCCUCUGGAGAUCUUCUGGAGAAUAGAUUGUUUGGAAUUAGUAAGCCUCAAAGAAUGUGAGGUCCAGUAUCGCACUCAAGACCAGCAGGAUUGGACUCAGGAGGAAGAAAGCCUUCUAAAAAGCUACUCGCUCCAGACUCCACAGCCCAAUACUUUGUAUGAGUUCCAGGUGCGCUGUGCCUGUGAAUGUAAUUGCGCUGAGUCCAUGAUGAGUGACUGGAGCUCAACCUACACAGCAAGGAGUUAUGAGGCAGCACCGGUUAAGGCAUUGGAUGUAUGGAGUGACUGUGGAGUCACCUCAGAGCUUUCUCAGUGUGGCCUUAUGUGGAAGGAGUUGCCCAUCCAGUUUGCACGAGGGGAGGUGCUGGGGUACAUGGUGACAUUAUUGUACAGUAACGGCACAAAGAAGGAUGAAAACGUGUUGCUGACAAUGAAUGGGGACCGGCUUGUCAGUCAAGAGAAGAUAUGGCGCUUCACUCCCUCUCUGCAGGGUGUAUUAGGAGGGGAUGUGUCAGCCUACAAUUCCCAGGGUGCCAGCGAACAUGCUCACCACGCCCUACCCACAUCAUGCAAGGGUCUACCUGUGUCAGAACUAUCCUUCACCGUAAACAUGACUCUAUGGAGCCUUAACGUGUCCUGGUUUCUGCCAAACCAGCCCAUUGAAAACAUACAAGAGUUUGUGGUGCAGUACAAUAAGGCAGGGAUUUUUCCAACAGCGGGCUUUGAAUGGAUAAAAGUGGACAGAAAUCUAAUGUCAGUCAUUCUAAGAGGUCACUUUGAGAAUUUUACUGCCUACAAUGUGUCGUUGUAUGCCGUUUUCAAUAACAGUAGCUGCUUACUUGCAUCAAAAAUUGCAUAUUCCAUUAGUGGACUCCCACCCAAAGUGCGGGAUUUCCAGUCCCAGAUCGAUGGCAAUGUUGUCACUGUGUCCUGGCAACACAACUUGCUGAACGAGAGCAAGGGGCACAUUCUGUACUAUCAACUGAUACUAGACAACUCCACAGUGCACAAUGUGAGCGGGAACCAGACAAGCUUUGUUUUUUCUGGUCUUACCUCUGGGCACCACCAUGUCUGGAUCAGGGCUGCGACAGAAGCUGGACUGGAACCCAGUGGAAGCAUCAACUUCUUUUAUCUGGAAACCGACGGUAUCUUCUACACUCUGUGGUUAAUAAUACUAGUAUUAUUAACAUUACUAUUCCUUUUCCUUUUGAUUUGGUACAUAAAGGAAAAGUGCAUAAAGGAAAAGUUGUGUUUUCAAGUGCCUGACCCAAUAAAUAGCAAACUCUUUCAGCAAAAGAUACCAGAGUUCAACAGCUCCUGGACAGGGAACUGCAACUCUGUAGAGUACAACCCAAAGAUCUCGGAGCUGGAGGUGGUUGAAAAGCCUCUCUGGGAUGCCAAGGCUAGCCCAAAGGAAAUGUCCAACUCAGAUAGACUGAUAGGGGACAGAACCCACACAAGGAGGAAUGGAGAGCGGCAUGAGGAGGUACAUGCUGACCCAGGGGAUUACAGAGACAAAGACUUGCAACAGACAGAAGGGAGAAGAGAGAACAGAAGAGAGGGUUACAGAAAAAUGAUUGACACUUACAAAGAUGAGAGGGACUGGGAAGAGUCCUUGUCGGAGGAUGACCAGUUUGUUUCAGACUAUGAGAAGCAUUACAUGCCUGGAAAUGUAUGACCCUACUGCUGGUUGGGUUUGGUAUAAUAUAUAUAUACACACACACACACACAGUGCCUUGCGAAAGUAUUCGGCCCCCUUGAACUUUGACCUUUGGCCACAUUUCAGGCCUCAAACAGAAAGAUAUAAAACAUAUAUAUAUAUAUAAUAUCCUGACACCCUCCAUUGUUCAGUUUGUCCCCUCUUUAAUUGUGAAACCUUUUUUCUUUUUUACUAUGAUGAUAAAGUAUUAUAUAGAUUGUCAAAUGCAGGUAUUUGUAUUGCUUUUACCAUUUAGAAGUUGCAAAGGUUUUUCUACUCAUACAACUCUAUUUCAGGGAACCAAAUGUGGUGGGGGAGGUAUAAUGUCCAAAUGAAGCUUUUAUGUUUAGUAUUAAGUCUUGUAAUGGACUUAAGAAUGUACUGUAUUCUCACUUGACAGCAAGCAGGUGAGGUAUCUAGUAAUGAUGAGGUAACUUGUAAUUAUUUAUAUAUUUGCUACCUAGGAAUGAUUUGUUUUAACAUCUAAACGUAUGUAUUAGGUAUGAGCAAUAUGCUGUAGAUGUGGGGCUUGCUAAAUUAUAGAGUGCACUUUAUGUUGUUAUUAUUGAUAAAUACAACUUGUUUGGAAAAAGUUAAAUUUCAUAGUAAAUGUACACCUGUAUUAAAAAACAGAAAGUGA